Pelodiscus sinensis (Chinese soft-shelled turtle) is the source of this 1454-nucleotide messenger RNA. The record is from RefSeq and is a predicted model, not a curated record. Lineage: Eukaryota; Metazoa; Chordata; Testudines; Trionychidae.
GCAGGAGUCAGUUUUCACUGGAGUUGAUCAGAAAGUUUCCCUCUGCUUUGUAAAGUUGCUGUCUGAGCAGAGUUGUUGCAAAGAGGCCAGCUGCUCUGAUACUUCCCUAAAAAGCUGCUUAAAUGAAAUGAGAAGACUUAUCUGUCCAAGGAUUUACAGCCUAGAGAAGAAGCAAAGAAGUUAUUUUCUCCUUUUUCUUCCCUACUCCCAGUAGAGCUGCUCAGAUCUCAGUACUGGCAUGCGUUUCAUCUCUCAGAAUACUAUGUCACAGUACUCUACUAACUUUCUCUUGCUUCCCAUACCCGAGUAUCCUGUCUUAGACUGUGUGCCCAACAAAAUCAUCAAGCUUGUUGUACUUGGUGGCAGUAACGUUGGCAAGACAGCCCUGGUUGUGCGCUUUCUCACUAAAAGAUUUAUUGGAGACUAUGAGUCCAAUACUGGUGCUUUGUAUUCAAGAAAAUUCACCAUCGACGGAGAGCAGAUCUCCUUACAGGUGCAGGAUACACCUUAUGUCUCACUGGAGGUAAAAAGUCUGCGCAAUGUAUUUAUUCUUCAGAACACAGAUGAUAAUGACAAUAUUUGCUGCCAGGAGCAAAUAAAUCGUUCAAUCUAUUGGGCAGAUGGUUUUGUAUUCGUUUACUCCAUUACGGACUAUGACAGUUACCGGGUCAUCCGACCGCUGUACCAGCACAUUCGCAAGAUCCACCCCAAUGCCAACAUUCCUCUGCUCCUGAUGGCCAACAAAGGGGACCUACUACGAGCCAGACAGGUGUCCUCCAGAGAAGGGCUUCAACUGGCCAGCGAGCUGGGUGGCACUUACUGUGAAGUGUCAGCCCGGGAGAACUGUGAGGGGGUGCAUGAAGCCUUCCAGCAACUUUGCCAGGAGGUGGGGAGGAUGAUUGGUAGCUGCAAUGGGGAAAAACGGAGAGGACUCCACCUCAUUCGGCCCAAGUCUCCAAACAUGCAAGACUUAAAAAGACGUUUGAAACAGGCACUCUCUUCCAGAGGGAAAUCUGCUACUACACUUUGACAUCACUGACAGAACUAGUUAAAAAAGCAAGCUGACAUCUUUAUUGCCUCAAAACUCAAUAGGCACAUAGAUUUUUAAGGAUCUCACUUAAAAGUCAUGUUUCCUUCAGCAAGGGACUCACAAAAUAGAUAUUUCUGAGCAAGAGUUUAGAAACUGUUUAAAAAAUAAUGUGUCUAAAGCUAUUCACUUUUUAAAAGGAGACACUAUCUUGUAGUUUAGGCCUAAAAUGUAGGUUUCGUUUAUACAAAAAGAUUUUUAAAAUCCUAGGAUGAAGAAAAAUAUCUGGGAGGUGGAGGUUGUUUUGGGAUAUAAGCAUUCCUACACAUAAACUUUAGGGAGUUAGAUCGUGACAGGAGACAGGAACUGACUAUAUCCAUAGGCUACGUCUAGACUGCAUCCCUCUGUCGACAGAAGGAUGCAAAUC